Messenger RNA from Trypanosoma cruzi, 501 nucleotides. RefSeq lists its product as uncharacterized. The transcript has a single exon. The record is from RefSeq and is a predicted model, not a curated record. NCBI's taxonomy places the organism in Eukaryota, Euglenozoa, Kinetoplastea, Trypanosomatida, Trypanosomatidae. Bases 1 to 501 code for a protein of 166 amino acids.
AUGAUACCGAAAAGUCCCCCAGAGCGUAAAGACAGUGGGAAUGGAAAUGAGAGGACAGCUCUCUUCUCAUGCGACGUCUGUGAUGACAUGUUGUCGUGUUUCAUGGCGGCAAGGAAAGCGGACCGACUUUGCUGGGAACAAAAUUGUUUAUUGCCGUCCUACGACAAUGAUGUUCUCAUUGCCACAUUCUUGACUUAUCGAUUGAGGUUGGCGAUGCUGGAGGCGAAGACGGAGUACAUUCAGCGGCGGCUGGAGGACACCGUGCCGUCGCGCGUGGCUUUUGCCUCGAAAGAGAGUGAGGAAGAAAUGCGAUGCGCCCUUCGCAAGCAUACAGAAGCUGCCAUAGAGCGUUUGGCGGAGGUUUCUGUAAGCUGUUGGGUUGAAGAAGAUGUGCAUUCGGAAUUGUGUGCGUUUUGUGCAGGUCUGUUGGGAGACGAGAAUCAAACGACACUGCGGGGCAUUGUGGAGGAGAUUUUGUUAGAGGCAACGACUUAUAAUUAA